Papaver somniferum (opium poppy) is the source of this 3415-nucleotide messenger RNA. RefSeq lists its product as uncharacterized. Bases 1 to 3396 code for a protein of 1131 amino acids. NCBI's taxonomy places the organism in Eukaryota, Viridiplantae, Streptophyta, Magnoliopsida, Ranunculales, Papaveraceae. Gene Ontology annotation, molecular function: cysteine-type peptidase activity. Gene Ontology annotation, biological process: proteolysis. The record is from RefSeq and is a predicted model, not a curated record. The transcript has 14 exons.
AUGGAUGAUAGCACUGCUCCUAGAACAUCAGAAGACGAUUCAAGAAUUUCAAGACGAAAAUCAAAGAGAAAAAAGAGUAAAAAGGUUGAAACACCGAAAUCGAAGAAAAAAGGUAAGGUUGUGCCAAAAUCUGUUAGGAAGUUGUAUAGGUCUGGUUUCACAGCACUACAUAGCCUGGUUGCCAGAAUGAAGGCGAGUAAAUAUACUUUGAGUGAAGCCACAUUGGAAAAGAUAGUCGAAUCUUCUUAUGGACAUAUGUUUUUGAUGUUCUGGCACACUAAGUACUCAGAAAGUCAUUGGGAAAAGUUGGAAGCUGCAGUGAAGAAGUACUUGAAGUGUUACAAAAGGGGUCGAGUCAAGAAUGAGCUCACAUUUGAGUUUGUUAGAAGAGGUGAAACACACAUUAUCACGUCGACACCAGAAAAAAUGGGUGUAAUGUUUGGAAUGCCAAGAAUGGCAGGAAGAAGAACUGAUGACACCUUUUUGAUGGUAGGUGGUGGAUGGAGGAAGAAACCAUUCUACAUUAGACACUUUGGUGAUAGCAACACGGUUACAAGACCAAUGCUACAAGAUGCCAUCUUGAAACUGCUCAAGCGUACUGGUAUCAAGAAUUUCAAAGAAUGUAUCUUGGCUGACCUGAUACAUAGUUUCUUAGAGAAGAAAAUCAAUCAGAACUACAACACUCCCGAGGACAUCACUGGUUGUGUCGUCUAUUUGUUGUUGUUGUAUGCGGAGCAUACUCACUUGGUGAAACCAGUGACGUUACCAGAUGAUCGAUACCUUCCAAGAGCGGCAAGGUGGAACAUCAAAGAAAUAUCUGUUGAGUUUCUAAAGGAUAUGGAGGCUUCGCAAUACACAUUCUCUAAAGAAUUUAAGGAUGAAUAUACUAUGUAUGAAAAAGAAAUGUUGAAUGAAAUUGCUCAAAGGCUUCCAGUUGAAGAAGUGCCAUUGACAGUAGAUUGGCAAGAAAAAUUCGAGGAUUUGGAAGUAAAGAAUGAAGAUUUGAGGCUGACAAUUGCAGAAAAAUGGUGUGAAUUACAGAGCAGGAAAGAGGACGGCCUCCCCAUUGAUGUGAGUAUCCUAGAAGAGCUUUUGAAUGAUAUAUAUCACAGAGCUUACCCACCUCCACAACCAAACUCGGGAGAAGAAGAAUCUAGCAGUAGCUCUGAAGAAGGGCAUGAUGAUUUGGAUGACACCGUUCCAUCAGCAACUACUCCUUUGGUAACAGAGGAUGAACAGGAAAUUCCAGAUGAUACCCAAGAAAAGUCGAAUGAACAGGGAAAUGCUACUCCAACAAUGCCUGUUAUGGGGGGCUCUGAAGAAAAUCUCACACAGUUCGAUAUUGAAGUUUCACAGUUUAAAAUUUGGGCUAGAUCUGAUUUGGAGCGAAAGGUGAAAGAGCUGCAAGAGGAAAAGAGCAUGCCAGAACCAUCACAGACUGAAAAGGCUGAACUCCAACAAACAGCAGCGACACAAGUUCUGGGUAAUAUUGAAGUGGAAAUUGGUUCUCUUAGAGAUAGACAGGGUGCAUCGCUUGAAGAAAUGUUGCCGAAUAUGCAGUUUAUGCCUUUGGUUUGUGAGCUGCCGAGUCUCAAAGAACUGCAUACCGUGCCGAUGGAGAAACUGAUUGACCUGGCCAUCCAUGGGAAGGGUAUUUAUACCGAUGAGUACUCAAAAUAUCUACAAGCUGAAAUUAUGGGAGAUCCUUAUCCAUCCUUAGGAAUUCUUAGUCUGGAGUACCCGUCGACUGGUAGUUUACCAAGCUUGGAAAAAAUGGAAUCUUCUCAAAUCUUCGACAAAUUUUAUGCUAAAGAUCUGGAUCCUCCAUCACAAGUUUCAAGACCAACUUUUGACUUGGGUUUAGGACCAAGUGAUCAAAAUGGAGAAGAGGUGCAGCAGCCUGCAAUUGAUCUAGCCUCUGCAAUUGUUUUAGCUGCAGCUGAAAAAGCUCGUUUGAAAGCUGAUCUUCAGCAACCUGAACAAGAAGGAAUAAGGAAACCUUGGGAUCCCAUUCCAUUCAAUGAAGUAGAAAGGAAGAAGAAAAUGAAGAAUGACAGAAAGCAACAGCCUACUAAAAAAUUAGAGAGUCUUAAGUAUCCAGUUUUAGAUGCUGAAAAGGCAGAGGAAGCUCGACUGAAGAAGAAUAUGAGCGCCGAAAAAGCUAAAGCAUAUGCUGAGACUCUCCAACUUCUUUCUGAGCUACAGAAGGAUAACGAACCUGGAGUUAGUCAAACAUCAGAGGAAGAUGACGUAACACUUGCCAAGAGACUCGAAGAUAGGCUGGCUACAAAGAGUAAUGAAGUCAAACCAAUAGCGAAGUCGACCACGUCAGUCAUGGACAAGGAGAAGAAAAAGCCGACUAUCUCAGCCAAGGAGAAGAAACUUACUCCAAAAAUCACAUACACCCCUCAGAAGCCAGUAACUCGGAGCCACCCGCAGAAAAGAGUUGAUCCUGAGUUUGCUAGUGGCAAAGGACUGUCGGGACAUAAAAGGCGAAAAACAAAGUCCAGAACUGAAAACCCAGUUGGAAAAGAUUGCCCAACAGAGAAAGUUCAGAAAAAGGAUAGCGAGAAUGUGAGAAAGAGAAAAGCUAAAGGUGAUCCAAAUCUGCAAGAACUUACUAAAAAAGUGAAGAAUGCACGCCAAUCUACCUCAAUCAACAGUGCUUGGAAAGCUCCUGCUGUGAUUGGUCAUCACAUAUUAUCUGCAGAGACCUUUGAAGAUCUGCUACAUAACAGGGCUUUAGAGGGAGAUCUUAUAAAUUACUGGCAAUACCAACUGAAAAAAGCAUAUCAUAAUGAGCAACCAGUGAAUGGACAGAGAAAGUACAUUCCAGUACUCCACAUUGAUCCAACAGGCUGGUUUUAUUUAAGUGACCCAGUACAUCAAGUAGCAGCAAACACUGCUGUAUUCUUACCCAUCAGGAAUAUGGAGGAAGGAACCAGGAAGAUUAUUAUUCCAAUGUCACACCAAAACGUGCAUUGGACGCUUCUUGUGUAUGAAUGCGAGAAAGGCGAAUUCUUCCACUACAACACUUGGGAAGCUGUAUCCAAAAAUGAGUGUCUCGAUAAUGCUAAUCUUAUGGCAGAAUACUGCUUGUUAGCAAUUAAUGAACGCUUGUCGAGCCUGCGCCUUCCACUUGUAAGCAGAGUAAAGAUGAUUAGUUACCCAACACCUCAACAGGGAGACUAUCCAGAUUGUGCAAUAUAUAUCAUGCACAUCAUGAAGAAAGUUGCAAAGGAGGAAGUAAUUGAUGGAGUGCGAAUGAGCUUGGGAGACCCAGAAGAACUAAAGGACAAAAUACAUAAGAAGAGGAUCUCUUUAGCAUGCAAAAUACUCUCAGCAACAUCUCCUCCUGAGGAGAGCUGGAAUAUUCAUGCUCCAAAAGGUUUUUAAGACAGUGCUUAUAUGAAUU